AUGCUGAGGCUUUCCAAAACUUUUGCGGCCCUUGUCAUUGCAGCGCCUUUUGUGGCAGCUCAGUCGGCUGUUUGGGGACAGUGUGGUGGCACUGGAUGGACCGGACCUACUACCUGUGCAGCUGGCUCGACUUGCGCAUACUCAAACGACUACUAUUCACGUGAGCUGUGUAUAGUCCCAUGCCUCCGAGCUCAUAUUCUCACGACUAGUACAUGGCGAAAACUCAGAAUGCAUCCCCGUAUUGCUACGUCUACAUCGACUGGAUCCGCCAGCCUCCCUAGUGGAACCUCGACUGCCAAAUUGAACACUCUCGCUACUGGCAAUGGAAAAGUUUACUUUGGCUCUGCGACCGAUAACCCCGAGCUGACGGACACGGCCUAUGUGGCGAUCCUAAGUGACAACACGAUGUUUGGACAGAUCACACCUGGAAACAGCUGGAAGUGGGACGCAACAGAGCCUACUCAGGGCACCUUUACGUUCACGGCUGGUGAUGCGAUCUUGGAUCUGGCACAGGCUAACGGACAACUCCUUCGUGGGCACAACUGUGUGUGGUACAAUCAACUUCCCAGCUGGGUUUCGAGCGGAACUCUCUCCGCCUCUGAGCUCGAGAGUGCCAUGGUUAACCAUUGCACGACGCUCCUCACACACUACAAGGGUGGCACUUACUCCUUCGACAUCGUCAAUGAACCUUUCAACGAUGACGGCACCUGGCGCACGGACGUAUUCUACAACGAGCUCAACACAACAUAUGUUCCCACGGUUCUCACCGCCGCCCGCGCCGCUGAUCCCUCCACCAAGCUGUACAUCAACGAAUAUAACCUCGAAUACGCCUCUGGAAAGUCCGCCUCCAUGCUUUCUCUCGUGAAGUCUCUGCUUGCAGAUGAUGUCCCUCUCGAUGGGAUCGGCUUCCAAGGCCACUUGAUCGUAGGCCAGGUUCCGACAUCGAUCCAAAGUCAGAUGGAAGCGUUCACGGCGUUGGGAGUUGAGGUUGCCAUUACGGAGUUGGAUAUUAGGAUGACGUUACCGGCGACGGAGGCGUUGUAUGAGCAACAGAAGACAGAUUAUCAGAAUGUGAUUGCGGCGUGUCAGGCCGUGGAUGGAUGUGUUGGUGUGACGAUCUGGGAUUACACCGAUAAGUACUCUUGGGUGCCAUCCACUUUCUCUGGACAAGGUGCUGCUUGCCCGUGGGAUUCUAACCUCGUCAUAAAGCCGGCCUUCGACGGUAUCGUGGCUGGGAUGUCUGCCUAA
Messenger RNA from Stereum hirsutum FP-91666 SS1, 1248 nucleotides. RefSeq names its product endo-1,4-beta-xylanase A precursor. The coding region runs from base 1 to 1248 and encodes 415 amino acids. The record is from RefSeq and is a predicted model, not a curated record. Gene Ontology annotation, molecular function: cellulose binding; hydrolase activity, hydrolyzing O-glycosyl compounds. Gene Ontology annotation, biological process: carbohydrate metabolic process. The transcript has 9 exons. Gene Ontology annotation, cellular component: extracellular region. Lineage: Eukaryota; Fungi; Basidiomycota; Agaricomycetes; Russulales; Stereaceae.